GCGUGUGCGUGCGUGUGUGUGUGCGUGCGUGCGUACGUGUGUGUGCGUGCGUGUGUGUGCGUGCGUGUGCGUGCGUGUGUGUGCGCGUGCGUGUGUGUGCGUGCGUGUGCGUGCGUGUGUGUGUGUGCAUGUGUGUGUGUGCAUGUGUCUGAGAAAGAAAGAUCUUGUUAGGUGAUUAAUGGUGGACACUCCAAGGCUGAUUCAGCAGGGUCACUGAUAACACACGCACACACACACACACACACACACACUCACAUUGUACAGUGUCAUGUUACACACAGAAGGUGAUUUGUGGUGCUGCGUGUAAAUGUAGCACACUGACGCGAAUAAGCAAGUAAAUCUAUAUAUUAUAUAAUAACACCAGAGUGAACACUGUGUGACGAGAGGGAUGAAGGACACCGUGUGUGUGUGUGUGUGUGUGUGCGCGAGAGAGACUAAUGAGAUUUACCUUUGUUAAAGUGUUUAGAACAUUAAUCUGAGCAACGCACAGACACACACACACACACACAGUCAGGAUGGAGGCUGUGAUGAUGAAGUCCCUCCUUGCUCCCUUCAGGAAGUUCACUAGCUACAUUACAGAAACACUGCAGAAGGACAUCUGGGGGUCUGAAGGUCAAAGGUCAAAGCUGAUGGAUCACAACCCCAAUGUGCCGCGAGCCUACCAGUCCGAGCAGGAGAGAGAGCGGAAGCUACGUGAGGCCAGGAACAUGGAGAAAAACGCAGAGAGAGCAGCAAUGAGAGCUCAUUUCAGGAGGAAAUAUCAGCUCCCUACAAAUGCUGAAGAUUCGAGGCGUGUACGAGCCGCAGUUGGGAAAGUGGUCAUCCCCCGCCACCUGACCAAAAUGGUACAGUCCGAGACUGCACAGAAGGAAAAGUCUGGUUUACUGAGUGUGUUUCAGAACCUGAGCUUCAGUGCAGACUUUACACACAAGACACAACGCAACACGCAAUACACAAAGGCUAAGUGCACAUAGCUGAGUGAAGUCACGUGAUACAAACACACUACACUACAGUUGUUCUGUCAUCUUUUAAUUUGUCGAAAUGUUAUUUUAUAAAUUUCUGUUUGCUGUCAUAAGAAAAGGUUUUAGUGCUUUUUGUUGUUGUUUGAAUUUUUUCUAGAUUACAUGUUUUAUGAUGAAUGCACGAUGCAAGCUAUAUUUUACUCCGCAGUAAGGUUUUAGCGCUACACUGUUCCUGUUCUGCUCCCAGGAAACUGUCAACUGCUUUUCUGAUGAUUUCAGUCGAGGACAAAGUGCUGCACUUUUGUAGCAUCUGAUGCUACGUUCUACUGAAGCUAUCCCUAGUGUGAAUUUAUAAACCAGUUGUCUAGCUGAAGAUUGGAAUCCUAAAUCAGAUUUACGCAUGUUCAUGACAAACUUUAAAAGAUUUCAUUAGUCACUGAAUGAAUAUGUGAUCAGUUGUGGCUUGUACAUAGACUAAGUCAUAUACAUUUUUUAAAAAUAGAAAAGUAAAAUAGCCAAAGCAGCAAAAGAAUGAAGGAAGAACUUAACAUCGUCACAAAAAUCACUUAGUCUUAUAUUAUUCGGUUUAUUUAGGAUUCAGUAAUUAGGCUAAAGAAAGUUAUAAGAAAAAGUGCUGACAUUCUUAACUGUGAUACUUUUCUGUUAAUUGUGAAACUCACAGGUAUAAAACACACAUGGCAGUAAAAUAAAGUGAAAUAAUUCUAGCAGCUGGUGUGAUUUGUGUAAUAAUUU
Pangasianodon hypophthalmus (striped catfish) is the source of this 1715-nucleotide messenger RNA. Its product is annotated as complexin-3-like. The transcript is spliced from 3 exons. The record is from RefSeq and is a predicted model, not a curated record. The coding region runs from base 516 to 974 and encodes 152 amino acids. Gene Ontology annotation, molecular function: syntaxin binding. Lineage: Eukaryota; Metazoa; Chordata; Actinopteri; Siluriformes; Pangasiidae. Gene Ontology annotation, biological process: neurotransmitter transport.